Messenger RNA from Microtus ochrogaster (prairie vole), 2341 nucleotides. It is a transcript of the gene Crhr1, whose product is annotated as corticotropin releasing hormone receptor 1. Gene Ontology annotation, molecular function: corticotropin-releasing hormone binding; corticotropin-releasing hormone receptor activity; corticotrophin-releasing factor receptor activity. The record is from RefSeq and is a predicted model, not a curated record. Gene Ontology annotation, biological process: adenylate cyclase-activating G protein-coupled receptor signaling pathway; cell surface receptor signaling pathway. NCBI's taxonomy places the organism in Eukaryota, Metazoa, Chordata, Mammalia, Rodentia, Cricetidae. Gene Ontology annotation, cellular component: plasma membrane; neuron projection.
CCGGGCGCCGGGGAGCAGCGCAGCGGCCCGGGAGGCCGGCCGCCCACUGGAGACCGCAGCCGCCGGUUCUUGGCUCUGGGAUGUCGGAGGGAUUCUGGCAUCCAGGACGCUGACGGUGCGAGCCCGAGGAUGGGACGGCGCCCGCAGCUCCGGCUUGUGAAGGCUCUUCUCCUCCUGGGGCUGAACCCCGUGUCCACCUCCCUACAGGAUCAGCGCUGUGAGAGCCUGUCCCUGGCCAGCAAUGUCUCUGGCCUGCAUUGCAAUGCCUCCGUGGACCUCAUUGGCACCUGCUGGCCCAGGAGCCCUGCAGGGCAGCUGGUGGUUCGGCCGUGCCCUGCCUUUUUCUACGGUGUCCGCUACAACACGACAAACAAUGGCUACCGGGAGUGCCUGGCCAACGGCAGCUGGGCGGCCCGCGUGAAUUACUCCGAGUGCCAGGAGAUUCUCAACGAAGAGAAGAAGAGCAAAGUGCACUACCACAUCGCCGUCAUCAUCAACUACCUGGGCCACUGCAUCUCCCUGGUAGCCCUCCUAGUGGCCUUUGUCCUCUUUCUGCGGCUCAGGAGCAUCCGGUGCCUGAGAAACAUCAUCCACUGGAACCUCAUCUCGGCUUUCAUCCUGCGCAAUGCCACGUGGUUUGUGGUCCAGCUCACCAUGAACCCCGAGGUCCACCAGAGCAAUGUGGGAUGGUGCAGGCUGGUGACGGCUGCCUACAACUAUUUCCACGUCACCAACUUCUUCUGGAUGUUUGGUGAGGGCUGCUACCUACACACUGCCAUUGUGCUCACCUACUCCACCGACCGGCUGCGUAAAUGGAUGUUCAUCUGCAUCGGCUGGGGUGUACCUUUCCCCAUCAUUGUGGCAUGGGCCAUCGGGAAGCUGUACUACGACAAUGAAAAGUGCUGGUUUGGCAAACGUCCUGGAGUGUACACUGACUACAUCUACCAGGGCCCCAUGAUCCUGGUCCUGCUGAUCAACUUUAUCUUUCUCUUCAACAUUGUCCGCAUCCUCAUGACCAAACUCCGGGCAUCCACCACGUCUGAGACUAUUCAGUACAGGAAGGCUGUGAAGGCCACUCUGGUGUUGCUGCCCCUGCUGGGAAUCACCUACAUGCUAUUCUUCGUCAACCCUGGAGAGGACGAGGUCUCCAGGAUUGUCUUCAUCUACUUCAAUUCUUUUCUGGAAUCCUUUCAGGGCUUCUUCGUAUCUGUGUUCUACUGUUUUCUGAACAGUGAGGUCCGCUCUGCUAUCCGGAAGAGGUGGCAUCGGUGGCAGGACAAGCACUCUAUCAGAGCCCGUGUGGCCCGUGCCAUGUCCAUCCCCACCUCCCCCACCAGAGUCAGCUUCCACAGCAUCAAGCAGUCAUCAGCAGUGUGAGCUACAGACCCAGAGCAGCCCCCAGGACCUGAGGCUGGGACAAUGAUGCAAGCUCGCAGGCAAGCCUGUCUGCAGAGGCGAUUGGCCUUCCCGUUCCUACCCCUGGGCUGCAGCGCUGAGAGCCGGCCCAGUCAUAGGCGAUAGCUCACAGCACUGGGCUGGGCCCACAGUAGCCAGCUGCCUGCUGCCCCUUCUUCUUGGAGAAUGGAAAUGGAGACCGGGGGCUGGAAAUCCUGAAGCAGUUUCAUGGACGCUGUGAGAGCUGUCUUCUCCCAGAGCAGUUCACUGAAGAUGGGCAGUCUUCAGCAGCUGUAGGGAGGCCGCUUGCUACCCCGGGGCAUCAUGGGAAACUCUCUUCUGUGACUGUGAUGCCUCUGAGUCUUUGCUCGCUACUGAGAACCAAUGCCACACGGUCCAGUCAGGAGAGCUGGAGACAGCAAUAGAAGUCUGGUGACUUCAGACAGCAUUCCACAGCUGUGGGAGCCACUCCUGAGCCGCCAGAAUGUCAUCAGCACGGUGGCACUGCCACGGGAAGGCCCUGCCUUGCUGCCUUGCACCCUUGGAUGUUCACUGUCCUACAGGCCAAUCCAGCUUUCUGUCACUUACUCUCCGCAGCAACGGUCUCCUUGCCCCAAACUCCCACCUCCUGCCUCUGGAUGGCUUCUGAUUUGUGACAAGAUGGUGGUUGGGAAGGGGACUGAGUUGUUCAUGACAGGGAAUCAGAGUGGCCCAGCCUCUGAGGAAGUAGUGGCCCCUGGGUGCCUAGGCCACUGGCUUCAUUGGCUGGCCUCUGCAAUGUGCUCACGGACUGAGUGACGCAAGAAGGGCCCUCUGCUCAAGUUCCCUGAACUGGGACAGGUGGCUCUCAGGACAGCUAACUGACAGACCCCUUACUCCUGGGUAUGGAAUGGCCCAGCCCUAACUGUGUCAGAGGGCUGAGAAGCUACAGCAGGACUGAGGUGGG